Alternaria rosae is the source of this 2809-nucleotide messenger RNA. RefSeq lists its product as uncharacterized. The coding region runs from base 360 to 2474 and encodes 704 amino acids. The transcript has 2 exons. NCBI's taxonomy places the organism in Eukaryota, Fungi, Ascomycota, Dothideomycetes, Pleosporales, Pleosporaceae. The record is from RefSeq and is a predicted model, not a curated record.
CACCGGAGCUAUGAUGCUUUGGGCAGUUGUCUUGGUUACUCGGGAGCACCGUCGACUCCUUCUUGCUCGACCGACUUCCCCAGGGGUUCCCCAUUGUCACCGCCCGUGUUCCUGAAAGAGAGCGUGAGUGCAGCCCGAUUGAUCUUGACCAGCAUUGUUGUAAGUUGCAGCCUCCCUGUGCAACGCCCUCGAUCCCUGUCGCGCCGUCGUCACUGCUUGUACACAAACAAAUUGGCCGGGUUUCAGGCGCGGCCACGGCCAUCUCCCACGUAUCCUAUAUCCCAUUGCUCCCACGCCGGCCACCCAAGCACGCCAUUGCCGAUAGCCACCACUGACGAUCGCCUCGUCCCAUUGCAGCCAUGUCCAACGGUGUGCGCAACCUCCGCGCCAUGUUCGAGAACGGCAACGCCGCUGCCUCGCCUGAGCCCCGCGGCCGCUCCCCGACAGACAACGCAGCCGCGACCGAGGGCGAGGAGCGCCCCAAGUCCAAGGUGCGCGCUUCCUUUGUCUCGGUCGAGCCAACCGCCGCCCACGCCUCGACCGACCUCGGCCAGACCAAGGGCACGCCCUCCAACAGCGUCAACGCGACCCGGCGAGAGAGCUUCCGCGUGAGCCACGACAAGACGGACGAGCUGGCCGAGCUCAAGAAGGUCGUCAGCGAGGAGAAGGAACAGCGCCGCCAGAGCAUCGCCAUCCCCGAAGCCGUUCCCGAGCAGGCCGUCGCGUCGCGCGAAUCCUCCAUGCCCGCUCCGCCUAUCCGCGACGAGACACCUACAAACAUGCCCAACCUGGGUUCUAUCAUGAAGGGCUCCAACUUUCCCGAGUCUGCUGCCGACGUCGUUGUGCCUGCUCCUGAGAUGGAGGAAAUUCCAGUCCACGAGACACCAGUCGAGUCUACAGAGAGCGCCGUCGAGGCCGCUCCCGUCCCCGCGCCCGAAGCAGCUCCUGCCCAGCCUGCCGAGAACCCGGAUAAAGCUACUACAGGCGCGCAGGAGGAUGUUGUCCUGCGACCGGCCGCGCCCACCGAGGAGGCUGUUGUGGAAGAGGACAAGCCUGCUCUGGCGGAAGCUGCCGUCGAUGACGACGCCGUUAUUGCUGAGGAGAACGCCAUCGCAGAGGAGGCUGCUGUCGUCGAGGAAGCUGCCAUUGCAGAGGAAGCCGAAGCUGCUGCCACCGAGGAGCCCUCUGCCCCGUCUCCAGCCGCUGCUCAACCCGACGAGCAUCCAGACAAGGCAGUGACGGGUGCUCAAGAGGAGCUUGCCCUACGACCCGCUGCGCCUACCGAUGAGGCCGCUGUUCCCGAUGCGACCGCUCCUGCGCCGGCAGAAGCAGCAUCAGCCCCGAGCACCGAACCUGCUUCGGAAGCAGCCACGCCUGUUAUGAGCAAGGCCAAGGCCAAUGGAACUCCUGGGCUCAAGAAGCCCGAGAUCAGGAAGCCCGCUGCCAUCUCGACUGCCAAACCUACCAAGGCUCCCGCCGCACCUGCCAAAAGCCCGCUACCUAAAGCAGCACCCAAAACCCCUACGAAACCCAAGACAGCCGCACCCACUAUCAAGCCUAGUCCAGCUGCGAAGACCAUAAAGCCAGUGGCCCAGCCAAAGCCAGCAGCCCCCAAGGAGCCUGUCAAGGCCCCCGUUGCAAAGGCCCCCGCAACAAAGGUUCCAGCCGCAAAGGUUCCAACUGCUAAGACCAGCCGCACCUCUCUGCGACCUGCACCAUCUUCGUCCUCAGCGACGGCACCCACCGCUGCCGCUGCCUCGAAGAUCAAGCCUGCGGCCGCACCUGUGGAAAACAAGAAGCCUGCCAUUCCCAAGCCGACCACUUCCGCCCCUCGCAAAAGCACGUCCCCAACAGGCUUUAAGAAGCCAACCCCAAAGUCUCCUACUCGUCCAGUCGGUUUACCAACCCGUCUGACUGCGCCGACGGCUGCCUCGGCUGCCAAACAUGGCGAGGAGCCCAAGGUCACACGCAAGCCCUCCACCAACACUCGUCCUACACCAAAGGCUCCGGCACCAAAGACUUCGCGCCCCUCCAUCGCACCCCCUGCGCCCAAACGACCUGAAUCGCGCACCUCAACCGCAAGUGCUGCCCCCAAAGGAGGCUUCCUCGAGCGUAUGAUGCGACCCACGGCCGCCAGCUCCAGCAAGACACACGACAAGCCCCAUGAAAAGCCGUCAUCACCACCGCAUAAGGCUCCUGCCGCCUCCAAGAUCGGCACUCUACAAAAGGGGAAGAAGAAGGCGGAAGAGGUCGUAUCCAAGGCCAAGGCAGUGGUAACGAACGGAAAUUCUGAGGAGCACAAGGAUGGAGAUGAGCCCGCAAAGGAAUCUGAACAUGACGAUCGGACAACCGAGGAGCCUACCGCCAACGAGCCAUUACAUGAAUCGGAGAAACCAGCCACUCCAGUUCAAGAGGUAGACUCGUCAGUUGCAGAACUUCAGACACCGAACUUCCCAGAGGAGACAGUCCGGUAGACGAGGGCCAUUGUACCUCUGACCUAGGUGUAUACAAUUCUCAAGUCGUAUUCCUGCAACACUUGGUCAAGUCUUAGUUUGCCGUACAAUGCCAUCUUUCACAGUUAUGGACGAUAUUCUGUACGCGAAGCUGCCUGGCUUCCAUCUUCUUUCACUUCUCAACAGCAUUUUCUGGAGCGAUUGUUUGGCGUAACUGAUAUUCGGGCGGAUACCUAAGGAUGUGGAGCGGAGGUGGGUUUGGAUAGGACUAUUGCGUGCAUAGUUGUUCUUUAGCGAUAAGCUUCGCAGAUUCUGGCAGACAUCACUAUUAGAUUACAAUCCCAUUCUUCACUCCA